AUUUCUGCUAUAUAAAUGACCCCAAAGCCCUUCAUUGCUCCUCCAUACGACCAGCCCCUCCGUAUCGCAUUCGCUAGGCUCUUGUCUACUCGCUCGAUCAUGUCGACGCCUACUUUGACCCUUUACACUGCUCCGACCCCUAAUGGCCACAAAGUCUCCAUAGCACUUGAGGCUCUCAAAGAAUUGUACCCCGAUGGAGGACUGAGCUACGAUUUCAAAAAACUGGACUUCAGCAAAUUGGAACAGAAAGAACCAUGGUUCCUUCAAAUAAACCCGAAUGGUCGAAUUCCGGCAGUGACCCACCACCGCCCAGAUGGAUCGCACUUUAACGUUUUCGAAACAGCCGCCAUACUUCUUUAUCUCGUUCAGCGAUGGGAUCCAGAGAGAAAGAUCAGUUUUGAGAUCGGAUCGGAUGAGGAAUCUGAAGCUCUUCAGUGGAUAUUCUUUGCUCAUGGUGGUGUUGGUCCGAUGCAAGGUCAAGCGAAUCACUUCUACCGCUACGCACCCGAAAAAAUCCCCUAUGGUAUAAACCGUUACAUAACCGAAACGAAACGCCUUUAUAGCGUCCUCGAGGCCAGGUUGACCCAAGGUGAAGGUCGAGACUAUCUAGUUGGAUCUGGGAAGGGGAAGUAUUCUAUCGCUGAUAUCAACGUUUGGCCUUGGUACAAAUGGCUCAAUAGAAUUGCCAACAGUCCAGGUGUUCAGGCAGGCCUUAACGUACCUGAGAAACGCCCCGCUGUGAGUGAAUUGACGAAGGAACAACAGGAGGAACAAGCUAGGAAGGCUUCAGAGUGGAUCUUGAGGGGAAAUGGUGUUAAUCAGACCAAGUGA
Messenger RNA from Cantharellus anzutake, 831 nucleotides. Its product is annotated as glutathione S-transferase. Bases 100 to 831 code for a protein of 243 amino acids. NCBI's taxonomy places the organism in Eukaryota, Fungi, Basidiomycota, Agaricomycetes, Cantharellales, Hydnaceae. The transcript has 8 exons. The record is from RefSeq and is a predicted model, not a curated record.